GCGCUGGCGUGGGCGCGGGGCCCAGGUGCGGCUCUGGAGCGUGGAGGGACCUUUUCCCGGUGCAUGGAAGGGAAGCCAAUGCGCAGGUGUGCCAGCAUCCGACCCGGAGAGACAGCCAUGGACGUGACCAGCCGCUGCACCCUGGGCGACCCCAACAAGCUGCCCGAGGGGGUCCCGCAGCCCGCCCGCAUGCCCUACAUCUCCGACAAGCACCCGCGGCAGACCCUGGAGGUGAUCAACCUCUUGCGCAAGCACCGGGAGCUGUGCGACGUGGUGCUGGUGGUGGGCGCCCGCAAGAUCUACGCCCACCGCGUCAUCCUGUCGGCCUGCAGCCCCUACUUCCGGGCCAUGUUCACGGGCGAGCUGGCCGAGAGCCGCCAGACGGAGGUGGUCAUCCGCGACAUCGACGAGCGGGCCAUGGAGCUGCUCAUCGACUUCGCCUACACGUCGCAGAUCACCGUGGAGGAGGGCAACGUGCAGACGCUGCUGCCGGCCGCCUGCCUGCUGCAGCUGGCCGAGAUCCAGGAGGCCUGCUGCGAGUUCCUCAAGCGCCAGCUCGACCCCUCCAACUGCCUGGGCAUCCGCGCCUUCGCCGACACCCACUCCUGUCACGAGCUGCUGCGGGUCGCCGACAAGUUCACGCAGCACAAGUUCCAGGAGGUGAUGGAGAGUGAGGAGUUCAUGUUGCUCCCGGCCAAUCAGCUCAUCGACAUAAUAUCCAGCGACGAGCUCAACGUCCGUAGCGAGGAGCAGGUGUUCAACGCCGUGAUGGCCUGGGUCAAGUACAGCAUCCAGGAGCGGCGCCCUCAGCUCCCCCAGGUGCUCCAGCACGUGCGUCUGCCUCUGCUGAGCCCCAAGUUCCUGGUGGGCACUGUGGGCUCCGACCCCCUCAUCAAGAGCGACGAGGAGUGCAGAGACUUGGUCGACGAGGCCAAGAACUAUCUCCUGUUGCCACAAGAACGACCGCUGAUGCAGGGGCCCCGGACACGGCCGAGGAAGCCCAUCCGCUGCGGGGAAGUUCUCUUCGCAGUCGGAGGCUGGUGCAGCGGCGACGCCAUCUCCAGCGUGGAGCGGUACGACCCGCAGACCAACGAGUGGCGCAUGGUGGCGUCCAUGAGCAAGAGGCGCUGCGGCGUGGGCGUCAGCGUGCUGGACGACCUGCUGUAUGCCGUGGGCGGCCACGACGGCUCCUCCUACCUCAACAGCGUGGAGAGGUACGACCCCAAAACCAACCAGUGGAGCAGUGACGUGGCCCCCACGAGUACCUGCAGGACCAGCGUGGGUGUGGCGGUGCUGGGGGGCUUUCUGUACGCCGUGGGGGGCCAGGACGGCGUGUCUUGUCUCAACAUUGUGGAGAGGUAUGACCCCAAGGAGAACAAGUGGACCCGUGUGGCCUCCAUGAGCACCCGGAGGCUCGGCGUGGCCGUGGCCGUGCUGGGGGGCUUCCUGUACGCCGUGGGCGGCUCUGACGGCACAUCUCCCCUGAACACAGUGGAGCGCUACAGCCCCCAGGAAAACAGGUGGCAUACCAUCGCCCCCAUGGGCACCCGCCGCAAGCACCUGGGCUGCGCCGUGUACCAGGACAUGAUCUACGCCGUGGGCGGGCGGGACGACACCACGGAACUGAGCAGUGCCGAGAGGUACAACCCCCGGACCAACCAGUGGGCCCCGGUGGUGGCCAUGACGUCACGGCGCAGCGGGGUCGGCCUGGCCGUGGUGAACGGCCAGCUCAUGGCCGUCGGGGGCUUUGACGGGACAACGUACUUGAAGACCAUUGAAGUUUUCGACCCUGACGCCAACACGUGGAGGCUGUACGGCGGAAUGAACUACCGCCGGCUGGGAGGCGGCGUCGGCGUCAUCAAGAUGACACACUGCGAGUCGCACAUCUGGUGAACCAGCGAGCGCCAGCGUGUCCGCCCCGCGCGGGGCCCCUGGACUCUGCCCU
This is a messenger RNA of Sorex fumeus (smoky shrew), 1945 nucleotides long. It is a transcript of the gene KLHL20, whose product is annotated as kelch like family member 20. Lineage: Eukaryota; Metazoa; Chordata; Mammalia; Eulipotyphla; Soricidae. Bases 64 to 1893 code for a protein of 609 amino acids. The transcript is spliced from 12 exons. Gene Ontology annotation, molecular function: protein binding. The record is from RefSeq and is a predicted model, not a curated record.